AUUGCCUGAGCUAAAAUUAUACAUGUGCGCCAGGACCUACGGGCUGUUCCGCCACAAAAUAAAGAGCGCAGAAACUACAUUUAUGGUGCAAACGUACUCACCUUCUGUCGUUCUGACGGCAUAGCCAACUAUUGCGUGUUGAUAGGACGGAUGCCGAUGCUGAUAGAGCUGUAGAUGACAUGGCGCUCGCAAGGAAUGUGAAUUCCACGUUCUACACACAUACAAAGUGUAAAAUAUCUUUAGUGGUGAUGCGUCUGAUGGCAGGGUUUCAGCAGCAGGGCAGUGGUGUUACGUUGUGUGAGGUGGAGAGUGUUAACAGUUGGCAUCAUGUAGGUCGGCGAUCAUCCCCAGGUCCCAAGUAGAAGUCGUAGAUUGCGCAGUAAGCUGAAUUCUUGAUGAGUCUGCUCCUGUAGUAGGUUUAUUACGUCCUGGAAGGCAUGUCAUAAAAAGUUGGGGCGCCGUUAUGCAGUUCAGUUUGCC
Messenger RNA from Serpula lacrymans var. lacrymans S7.9, 480 nucleotides. RefSeq lists its product as uncharacterized. Lineage: Eukaryota; Fungi; Basidiomycota; Agaricomycetes; Boletales; Serpulaceae. Bases 180 to 362 code for a protein of 60 amino acids. The record is from RefSeq and is a predicted model, not a curated record. The transcript has a single exon.